Molecule: messenger RNA, 1834 nt
Organism: Musca domestica (house fly)
Lineage: Eukaryota; Metazoa; Arthropoda; Insecta; Diptera; Muscidae
Gene: S2P
Product: membrane-bound transcription factor site-2 protease
Exons: 3
Coding region: 133-1698 (521 amino acids)
Biological process (GO): regulation of response to endoplasmic reticulum stress; membrane protein intracellular domain proteolysis
Cellular component (GO): cytoplasm; membrane
Molecular function (GO): metalloendopeptidase activity
Source: RefSeq, a predicted model, not a curated record
UUCACGUGCUCAAUUCAGUUAAUCACUUCACACAAAUAGUUCAUUCGCACAAAUGGAAUAAAAGGCGAUUUCGAAGAUUUUCCUGAAAAUCGGGAAUAGGCCUCCACAAUUGUACAUGGUGAAUAUGGAACUAUGGAUCCUUGGAUAUUUUUUGGUGUCUUAAUUGCCAUAUAUGGUGUUCUGCUAUUCUUCGAUCGAUUUUUUAAGAGCUGCAUGCAUUACCCCUAUGAGGCAUUUCUUACAAAUACUGGACUAACAGUUGGCUUGUUCCAUCUAAAAUGGCAUACGACGGCAUUUAAUCGUUGGGUACUGCGUUUGGGCAACAACAGCGGAAACUGUUGCCGACAAUUGAUAAAUAAGUCAUUUACAGUUGGUGUGCUGGUCGCAUUAUCAUUGGUGCCCGUUGGCAUAAUACUAUUGUUUAUAACAAUAUUUGGUGGUGGUGGUGGUUCCGGAAAAGAAACGGACGUCAAUAACUUUGCUACGGGUGGAGCAGCAAAUGUGGUGAAAAGUCAAGGCAUAAAUGUGGAAAUCUUAUUGCCCGGUGUAAAUUUGCCACUGGAAGAAAUUGGUUACUAUGUAGCCACACUGUUGAUAUCGACGGUAAUACAUGAAUUGGGUCAUGCCCUGGCUGCCGUGAUGGAAGAUAUACCGGUAACUGGUUUUGGCUUUCAUCUAUAUUUCUGUUUGCCGGUGGCCUAUACUGAAAUAUCUACAGAUCAUCUAAAUGCUUUGAAAUGGCUGAAGAAACUACGCAUCCUCUGUGCUGGAAUAUGGCAUAAUUUUGUUUUUGCAGGCCUUUGCUAUCUGCUGCUUUCAACCAUGAGUUUUAUGGCUUCGCCUUUGUACUCGCUCAAUAAGAAUGUCAUAGUCACCCAGGUCACAGCCCAAUCUCCGUUAAGGGCAAAAGGAGAUCGCGGCCUAGUGGAGGGUAAUGUUAUCACACACAUCAACGAUUGCCCGGUCUCCAAUGAAGAUACUUGGUAUAAUUGUCUGGUGAAUUCUUUGCAUUUCCCCGGCUUUUGUGUCUCAUCGGAUUUUAUACGUUUGAAUGAUGAGAGCAUUGAAAUAGCCCACCACAGCUCAGAUGGAACAUUGCAGUGUUGCGGAAACAAUGCGAAACUCUGUUGCUUCGAAUACAUCGAUGAUUUUAAUAAUGAUGCUCCUGUGGAAAUUCCUCAACACGUUUGCCUUGAUGUCAGGCGCACCAUGGAAGAUUCCUAUGGUUAUUGUACAGCAUCGGGUACAUGCGAGCGAGGUUUUUGUUUGCGUCCGUUGCUAAAGAACACCACAACGAUAAUGAUAUUCAAACGGCAAUCACUAAAAGCUCAGGAUGCACCGCUGAAGAAUGUCAUCUAUAUGGGCCACCCCUUGGAUGUGACACGCAGCAUACGCAUUUCACAAUAUGUACCCAAACAUGAGUACAUCAAUCCCAAAUGGUGUGAUAAUUUCAUAUUGUUCCUCAAAUACAAUAUUGUAUUUAGUUUGGGCUUGGCCCUGAUCAAUGCCAUACCCUGUUUUGGCUUUGACGGUAAUGCCAUUGUCAACACCAUUGUCAAUAGUUUUCUAGUCAAUCGUAUUACCGAAAAAGCCAAACGGGAUGUUGUAUCGCUCAUAGCCACGGGCAUUGGUUCGUUGCUGUUUCUGUUAGCCGUAACCAAGGUGCUGUGGAUAAGUUUAUUGAGAUAUUUAUUUUAGGGGAAAUGGCGAGAAUUCUACGCAAACAACAGACUUCAUAUUGAAUAGCAAUAAUUGGUAGACAAAGAAAUACACUUAAGCUUUAGUAGUUUAAAUUAUUAAAAAAAAGAAAUGCUGAAACAAAUCAAAACAAAAA